This is a messenger RNA of Hipposideros armiger (great roundleaf bat), 1226 nucleotides long. Its product is annotated as protein DENND6A-like. The record is from RefSeq and is a predicted model, not a curated record. Gene Ontology annotation, cellular component: recycling endosome. The transcript has 6 exons. NCBI's taxonomy places the organism in Eukaryota, Metazoa, Chordata, Mammalia, Chiroptera, Hipposideridae. Bases 141 to 752 code for a protein of 203 amino acids. Gene Ontology annotation, molecular function: guanyl-nucleotide exchange factor activity.
UUGGUUUUGUGAUAUGUGAAAUUUGAAUAAUUGCUUAAUGUCUUUAAAAAAUGUGUUUUCUGCUUUUUUUCUUUGUUUAUUCAUUUUUUCUUUUUAUUCUUCAUUUCCUUUUUGAAAUUUGAUUACUUAUAAGACUCUUUAUGAUGUUUCCUUCAGGUGAAAUUCCUAAGCAGGUUAAAGUGAAAAAAUUGAAGAACCUAAAGACUCUGGAUUCUAAACCUGGAGUUUAUACUUCUUAUAAGCCAUAUCUAAGUAGAGAUGACGAGAUCAUAAAACAAUUGCAGAAGGGUGUACAACAGAAACGCCCUUCUGAGGCUCAAAGUGUUAUUCUGCGACGCUAUUUCUUGGAACUGACACAAAGCUUUAUCAUUCCAUUAGAAAGGUAUGUGGCAAGCUUGAUGCCUUUGCAAAAAAGUAUUUCUCCAUGGAAGAGUCCACCCCAAUUAAGACAAUUCCUUCCAGAAGAAUUUAUGAAAACACUUGAAAAAACAGGACCUCAGUUGACCUCUAGAAUUAAAGGCGAUUGGAUUGGACUUUACCGGCAUUUUCUAAAAUCCCCAAAUUUUGAUGGUUGGUUCAAGACCCGGCGGAAGGAAAUGACCCAGAAAUUGGAGGCACUCCACCUAGAAGCUCUUUGUGAAGAGGUUAGAGAACAGCAUGUUCGUGUGGUAUUUACUUUAAAUAAAAUAAAAGUUAUCUUUAGAGGCUGGAAGGAUAUCCACAUCCACUACUUUAUAAAUAGUAAUAGCUAACUUUUCUAGAUCAUGUGCUAUAUGCCAGAGAUGGUGUAGGUGCUGUAUAUGGAUAAUGUCUUUUAAUUUUCACAAUUCACUGAAGUAGGUGUGUUAGGAUCUGCAUUAUGGGACAUCUGAGGAUUGUAAGUUAAGUGACUUGCUUCAGAUCACAUCACUGCUAAGUAGGGGAGCCAGCAGUGGGCUAGAGCCCACUUGCAUUGGCUUAUAAGAGCUGACUGUGCAUCUCCUCCUAGCUCUUUAUUCAGCGAUCUCAGGUUAGCAGCUUGAAAUCAGCUACAGUGGGAGUAUUACACCAGUGAAAUUAGCAAAUGCUACAAACCAGAGACUUCCUGGCGAACUGGUUGUUAAAUAUUUUCCAGCAUACCAAUUCAUGGAGUCAGGUUCAAAUCCAAGCAGUCUAAGACACUCCAGAUUUUUUCCAGCAUGCUUUAGUAACGUCUUCCAGCUACCAUUAACAUUUUUUUCCCUGUA